AUGUCACCGUCCUCGACGGGCGACUCCCCUCUUUCUGUUGGAGGCGCGAGCACCUCAGGCAGGGCAUUCCCGCUUCCUUCCAGAGAGAACUUCUCCAUUGAAGUGUCGUCUCCGCAGCUCAGUUCGAUUCCCAAUGGUUCCGCAAUAAAGUCUCCCAUCUCUCUUAAAGCACCGAGGACCAGUUUCAGCCGCGACGGUAUACUGGGAUCAGCACAGAAGACGCGCAACUUGUCACAGUCGUCCGAAGCCCGUCCUGAUCAGGUAAUCAACGGUCUGCAGAAGAUGUCGAGCGACGAGAGCUCAAAUCCGCUCAAGAGACGCAACACGGACGCAACGGUCGACUAUCCCCGGAGAAGGGCUACGAUAGCUUGUGAAGUAUGUCGGUCUCGCAAAUCUCGCUGCGACGGCACCAAACCAAAGUGUAAGCUCUGCACGGAACUCGGAGCGGAAUGCAUCUACCGAGAGCCUGGGAUCAAGCUUGACGCCGGCGACAAGCUCAUCCUCGAAAGACUUAACCGCAUAGAAAGCCUUCUUCAGAUGGGUUUAAGCGGCAAUCAUCCAAACGGGAUGCAACUAUCGGGCGACUCGCCGCCCAUGAGCAACGGAACCGCCCUCAGCGGUGAGAAUCUGAUGGGCCAAGCUGGGGUUCACGGUGCAAGCAGCUUCCUCUCCAUCAUCCCCAGCGCCGGUCUGGGCACAUGGACGAGCCCAACCAACAUAUCGACCAUGCCCAAGGUCCAUACGAAUGCGGCACUGCAUCUACUACAGUGGCCUCUGAUCCGCGAUCUCGUUCAACGGCCGUACGACCCUCAAAUCCUCCUCCAACUCGAAAUGGCUCGGGAACCGUUGCCUUCCCUCGCCAAAACCCCGUGCGUCGAUUUGUCCAACACGAACGCCUACAUCGAGGCCUACUUUGACCGAGUCAACAUCUGGUAUGCCUGUGUUAAUCCUUACACUUGGCGGAGCCACUACCGGACUGCCCUCACCAACGGCUUCCGCGAGGGUCCGGAGAGCUGCAUCGUUUUGCUAGUCCUUGCGCUUGGGCAGGCGAGUCUGCGUGGAAGCAUAUCUCGCAUUGUGCCGCAUGAGGAUCCUCCAGGUCUACAGUAUUUCACAGCUGCCUGGUCUCUGUUACCCGGCAUGAUGACUUCCAACAGUGUUCUUGCCGCACAGUGCCACCUUCUGGCCGCCGCAUAUCUCUUCUAUCUCGUGCGCCCUCUCGAAGCCUGGAACUUGCUCUUCACAACAAGUAGUAAGCUGCAACUUCUCCUCAUGACCCCGACGCGGAUACCUGAGGACCAGAGGGAGUUGUCUGAGAGAAUAUAUUGGAACGCGCUGCUUUUCGAAAGUGAUCUACUGGCCGAGUUGGAUCUGCCGCAUUCUGGCGUCGUACAAUUGGAAGAGAACGUUGGGCUUCCGGGAGGCUUCCAGGGCGAAGAGUCGGAAGCCGUCGGCCGAGACGACCUGUGGUAUUUUCUAGCCGAAAUCGCACUCCGGAGGUUGCUCAAUCGCGUCAGCCAGCUUAUUUACUCCAAAGAUUCCAUGGCCUCCACAACCAGCCUGGAACCAGUCGUAGCUGAGCUUGACUUCCAGUUGACUCAGUGGUAUGAAAGUCUACCAUCAGCAUUACAAUUUCCUUUUACUCGCGCGCCCCUACCAGAUCCGAUUCAGACGGUGCUGCGAUUGCGCUUCUUUGCCUGCCGAACGAUUAUAUACCGCCCGUACAUCUUAGCUGUACUUGACAAUGAACAAGCCGCCCUAGAUCCUUCAGUACGGGAAAGCUGUCACAAGUGUCUCGAGGCCUCCAUCAGGCAGCUGGAGCAUAUACCCGCACAUCACAUGGGCCACAUCCCCUACCUAUGGCAAGGCGCAUUAUCCAUCGUCUCACAAACACUCCUCAUUAUGGGCGCAACCAUGUCACCAUCCCUUUCCAACAUUCUUCUCACCCUCGUGCCUCAUCGUGAGGCUAUCGAUCAGAUUAUCAACGACGUGAUUAUGGACAUCGAGAGAAUGGCAGUACUGGCCCCUAGUCUAAGCUUGGCGGCUGAGAUCAUCAAGGAAGCUGAAGUCAGACGCCGCACCUUCCUCAGUGGCUGA
Molecule: messenger RNA, 2097 nt
Organism: Pseudomassariella vexata
Lineage: Eukaryota; Fungi; Ascomycota; Sordariomycetes; Amphisphaeriales; Pseudomassariaceae
Exons: 3
Coding region: 1-2097 (698 amino acids)
Biological process (GO): regulation of DNA-templated transcription
Molecular function (GO): DNA-binding transcription factor activity, RNA polymerase II-specific; zinc ion binding
Source: RefSeq, a predicted model, not a curated record